UUCAAGCAUACAGAAGAAGCGCCAACGAUUUUGGAUCCAAUUCUCUACCUUCUGUCUCUUUUCCAUUUUUCUUUUUGCCGAUCAAUUUUGUUUCCUUCAUUGGAUGUUUUAUCGCAUGAAAAGGAACUGAAAGGUCACGAAAGGCUCAAACCGAAUUUCUGAUUGAUUUUCGUGGCUACUUGGAAUUUGAUUUGAACCAAAUAUAGAAGAUCAAAAUAGAGGAGGCCAUAAUUUUGAUUUUGCCACUACCCAAGGUUCAGGACAUUGUAGCAAACAUGGAGCGGCUGACAUCUCCUCCUCGUCUGAUGAUAGUCUCGGAUCUUGAUCAUACAAUGGUUGAUCAUCAUGAUGCUGAGAACCUUUCUUUGCUUCGGUUCAACUCAUUGUGGGAAGAUGCUUAUCGCCAUGACUCUCUUCUUGUUUUCUCAUCUGGAAGAUCUCCCACUCUCUACAAGGAGCUGAGGAAAGAAAAACCCAUGCUAACCCCCGACAUCACCAUCAUGUCUGUAGGGACUGAGAUAACAUACGGUAACUCCAUGGUUCCUGAUGAUGGUUGGGUCAAGGUGUUGAACACGAAAUGGGAUCGGGAAAUAGUCAAAGAAGAAACUAGCAAGUUUCCUGAGUUAACUCUUCAGUCAGAAACUGAGCAAAGGCCUCACAAGGUUAGCUUUUACGUUGACAAGACUAAGGCUCAGGCAGUGACCAAGGAACUAUCAGAACGGUUGGAGAAACGUGGUUUAGAUGUCAAAAUAAUUUACAGUGGAGGCAUGGACUUGGAUAUUUUACCACAAGGUGCCGGAAAGGGACAAGCCCUUGCCUAUCUGCUAAAGAAGCUGAAGACUGCAGGAAAACUGCCAGUUAAUACUCUUGUUUGUGGGGACUCAGGAAAUGAUGCUGAACUAUUUAGCAUUCCCGAUGUUUAUGGCGUCAUGGUGAGCAAUGCCCAAGAAGAGUUGUUGCAGUGGCAUGCUGAAAACUCUAAGAACAACCCGAAGAUAAUCCAUGCAACUGAGAGAUGUGCAGCUGGGAUCAUUCAAGCCAUUGGUCAUUUUAAGCUUGGUCCUAACCUUCCUCCAAGAGAUGUUUCUGAUUUCUUAGAAUGCAAGGUUGAAAAUGCAAAUCCUUGUCACGAGGUUGUGAAAUUCUUCUUGUUCUAUGAGAGAUGGAGAAGGGGUGAGGUUGAAAACUGCGAGACAUACCUAGCAAGCCUUAAAUCUGCAUGUCACUCCAAUGGUAUCUUUGUCCAUCCAUCUGGUGCCGAAAAGUCUCUUACUGACACUAUUGAUGAGCUCCGGAAGUAUCAUGGAGACAAACAAGGAAAGAAAUUCCGUGUUUGGGUCGACCAGGUCCUUGCAACAGAUACCACUCCCGGGACAUGGGUCGGGAAGCUUGAUAAAUGGGAACAAUGUGGAGACGAACGAAAAGGAUGCACUACCACUGUCAAGUUCUCCUCAAAGGAAGGCGAAGCAGAGGAAGGUUUCAUGUGGCUUAACGUGCAGCAAUCAUGGUCCGAGGAAUCAGCCGUGAAGGAUGAUAGCAACUGGAUCAUCUGAAACCUCUCUAUCUUGAAAUGUUUCUGUUUGCCGAAUAAGUAGCGACAAAAAGAAAAAGGCGAUGAGCUACAAUCCAUGGAUAUAUAGAGAGAGAGAGGUAACUUCUGGGGAGCAGUAUUCAUCUCGUAUUAUCAAUUUCUGUUUAGAAGCUCGAACAUUGUACCUUGAUUCCGAACCCUCAAUGGAAUUUCCAAAUGAGAUUUCUCUUUGUUUCAGA
Tarenaya hassleriana is the source of this 1770-nucleotide messenger RNA. RefSeq names its product probable sucrose-phosphatase 2. Lineage: Eukaryota; Viridiplantae; Streptophyta; Magnoliopsida; Brassicales; Cleomaceae. The record is from RefSeq and is a predicted model, not a curated record. Gene Ontology annotation, biological process: sucrose biosynthetic process. Gene Ontology annotation, molecular function: magnesium ion binding; sucrose-phosphate phosphatase activity. Bases 276 to 1553 code for a protein of 425 amino acids. The transcript is spliced from 10 exons.